Molecule: messenger RNA, 378 nt
Organism: Cooperia oncophora
Lineage: Eukaryota; Metazoa; Nematoda; Chromadorea; Rhabditida; Trichostrongylidae
Source: the annotation of a GenBank genome assembly
AUGAUGACGCGAUAUAUCACAUCAGCCGAUGCGUUCAUAGUCGUCUACUCAGUUGGCAGCAGAAAAUCAUAUGAACAUGCUCUUCAUCUAUUCUCUCAAAUAGCCAAAUUACGAGGAGUGUAUUCGAUCGCUCGGAUGUUGGUGGGUGCUAAAUGUGAUUCCGACUAUAGAGAAGUAUCGGCUGAAGAAGGUAACACAUUAUCAGCUCAGCUUAAUUGCUCAUUUGCUGAAGUCAGCGCCAAGAUGAACAUCAAUGUACAUGAGGUAUUCGAUGAGAUGGUAUCACAGCUUCACUAUAUCGAAACUAUGGAGCACGGUAGACGAACAGAUCAGCAACUCUACCGUAACUCCGGAAAUUCCUUCUGCUGCUUCUUAUGA